AGUUAUGGUGCUGAAGGUAGAGAAAAGAAGCGUCAGAGUUGAGGUUCCCAAUGGAUCCAACCUGCUGUUUGGAUCGUUCUCGAUGCAGGUCUGGGUGAAACCCAAGUCCUGGAGCGACGAAGAAGGCUACCAGCGAGAGCCCGGAUGGCCUGUCAUCCUCUGCAAGAGCAGGAGCUGGACAGAUGGGUUUGGCAUGUAUGGAAGUCCUCCGAACACGAUUCAUGCGUACAUCAAUGAAUGGAACAAGAACAACGUGUCUGCGAGCAUCGACAUCAACAAGUGGAGCUGCAUCCUCAUGACCUACCACUUCAAGCCGGAAGGAGGGGUGCUUCAACUGUAUGUCAAUGGCAAGCUCGUAGGAAGCAGAGACGGUCUGCCGCCAAUGAGGAAGAAUGAUGCGCCGCUUGUCAUCGGGAGCACACAAUGGGGGGACAUGGGCUGGUACGCAUUCCAUGGAAGCAUCGGCCCUGUGACCUUCUGGAAUCGUGCGCUCAAGGAGAGUGAAGUUGGACGGGUGAUGGAUCGGCAUCCUGUUAGGGGAGAGGAUGUGGUUCUAAGUUUAGAGCUCAACGAGACGAACUCGAAGGAAGCGAUCGACUCGAGUGCAUCGGCCAGCAAUGGCUUGUACAUGGACAGCCUGACGCCCAUCAACAGGUCACAACUACCAUUCGAUGAAGAUGGUUCCUUGCCGUGGGAGAAGAACAAGGACAGCACAGAUAUAAUCCCUUCAUGGUUGAACACGCGGAC
Guillardia theta CCMP2712 is the source of this 747-nucleotide messenger RNA. RefSeq lists its product as hypothetical. The annotation marks the transcript as partial. The transcript is spliced from 9 exons. Lineage: Eukaryota; Cryptophyceae; Pyrenomonadales; Geminigeraceae. The record is from RefSeq and is a predicted model, not a curated record.